AUGAAUGAAAAGCCCUGCUUCGCAUCCCUCAGCAUGGCGGGACUGCAGCUCAUGACCCCUGCUUCCUCCCCAAUGGGUCCAUUUUUUGGACUACCAUGGCAACAAGAAGCAAUUCAUGAUAACAUUUACACGCCAAGAAAAUAUCAGGUUGAACUGCUUGAAGCAGCUUUGGAUCAUAAUACAAUAGUCUGCUUAAACACUGGCUCAGGGAAGACUUUUAUUGCAGUACUACUCACUAAAGAGCUGUCGUAUCAGAUCAGGGGAGAUUUCAACAAAAAUGGGAAGAGAACUGUAUUCUUGGUCAACUCAGCAAAUCAAGUUGCUCAGCAAGUGUCAGCUGUCAGGACACAUUCAGAUCUUAAAGUGGGAGAGUAUUCAAGUUUAGAGAUGACUGAAUCAUGGACAAAAGAGAAGUGGAGUCAAGAAUUCUCUAAGCAUCAGGUUCUGGUUAUGACAUGCCAUGUUGCUUUAACUGUUUUGAGAAAUGAAUAUUUAUCCCUGUCAAAUAUUAACCUUCUGGUAUUUGAUGAGUGCCAUCUUGCAAUCCAGGAUCACCCAUACCGUGAAAUUAUGAAGAUCUGUGAGGAUUAUCCAUCAUGUCCUCGAAUCUUGGGAUUAACAGCUUCCAUUUUAAAUGGGAAAUGUGAUCCUGCUGAGUUAGAGGAGAAGAUCCAGAAACUGGAGAAAAUUUUGAAGAGCAAUGCUGAAACUGCAACUGAUUUGGUGGUCUUAGACAGAUAUACUUCUCAGCCGUGUGAGAUUGUUGUAGACUGUGGACCAUAUGCUGAUAAAAGUGGGUUGUAUGGAAGAUUAUUGAAGGAAUUGGAUGAAGCGCUUACCUUCCUGAAUGACUGUAACAUAUCUGUACAUUCAAAAGAAAGAGAUUCUACCUUAAUUUCUAAGCAGAUACUGUCAGACUGUCGAGCUGUGUUGGUUGUUCUGGGACCCUGGUGUGCAGAUAAGGUAGCUGGGAUGAUGGUGAGAGAGCUACAGAAGUAUAUCAAACACGAACAAGAGGAGCUGCACAGGAAAUUUUUAUUGUUUACAGACACUUUCCUAAGGAAAAUACAUGCACUCUGUGAAGAGCACUUCUCGCCUGCCUCACUUGACCUGAAAUUUGUAACCCCAAAAGUGAUAAAGCUGCUUGAAAUCUUGCGCAAAUACAAACCGUAUGAACGACAGCAGUUUGAAAGUGUUGAAUGGUAUAACAAUAGGAAUCAAGAUAACUACGUGUCUUGGAGUGAUUCUGAAGAUGAUGAGGAGGAUGAAGAAAUUGAGGAGAAAGAGAAGCCAGAGACUAAUUUCCCAUCUCCCUUUACUAAUAUUUUAUGUGGAAUUAUUUUUGUGGAAAGAAGAUACACAGCAGUUGUUCUAAAUAGGUUGAUUAAAGAAGCUGGCAAGCAAGAUCCAGAACUGUCCUAUAUCAGUAGCAAUUUUAUAACUGGACAUGGCAUUGGCAAGAACCAACCACGGAAUAAGCAGAUGGAAGUAGAGUUCAGAAAACAGGAAGAGGUCCUUAGAAAAUUUCGAGCACAUGAGACCAACCUACUUAUUGCUACAAGUAUUGUAGAAGAGGGUGUUGACAUACCAAAAUGCAACUUGGUGGUGCGUUUUGAUUUGCCCACAGAAUACCGCUCCUAUGUACAGUCUAAAGGAAGAGCUAGAGCACCAAUUUCCAAUUACAUUAUGUUAGCAGAUACAGACAAAAUCAAAACUUUUGAAGAAGAUCUUAAGACAUACAAAGCAAUCGAGAAGAUCCUCAGAAACAAAUGCUCAAAAUCUGUUGAUACCAAUGAAACUGAAACUGAUCCCGUUGUUGAUGAUGAUGAUGUGUUUCCACCCUAUGUCUUGAGGCCAGAUGAGAACAGUCCAAGAGUUACUAUUAACACUGCUAUUGGACACAUAAAUAGGUACUGUGCUAGAUUACCAAGUGAUCCAUUUACACACCUAGCUCCCAAGUGUAAAACCCGAGAACUACCUGAUCAUACCUUUUACUCUACUCUCUACCUGCCAAUCAACUCACCUCUUCGAGCCUCAAUUGUUGGUCCUCCGAUGAGUUGUGCAAGACUGGCUGAGAGAGUGGUAGCUCUUAUUUGCUGUGAAAAACUACACAAAAUUGGUGAACUGGAUGAUCAUUUGAUGCCAGUUGGUAAAGAAACGGUUAAAUAUGAGGAAGAGCUUGAUUUACAUGAUGAAGAGGAAACCAGUGUUCCAGGAAGGCCAGGCUCUACAAAACGAAGACAGUGCUAUCCUAAAGCUAUUCCAGAAUGUUUGAGGGAUAGUUACCCCAAACCUGAUCAGCCCUGUUACCUAUAUGUAAUAGGAAUGGUGUUAACGACUCCUCUACCUGAUGAGCUCAACUUCAGGAGACGAAAGCUAUAUCCUCCUGAGGAUACAACAAGGUGUUUUGGCAUAUUGACAGCCAAACCUAUACCUCAGAUUCCUCACUUUCCUGUGUAUACUCGCUCUGGAGAGGUUACAAUAUCUAUUGAGCUUAAGAAAUCUGGUUUCACUCUGUCUCUGCAAAUGCUUGAGCUGAUAACACGACUGCAUCAAUACAUUUUUUCACAUAUUCUUCGUCUUGAGAAACCUGCACUAGAGUUCAAACCUACAGAAGCUGAUUCAGCCUAUUGUGUUCUACCUCUUAAUGUUGUUGAUGACUCCAGCACUUUGGACAUUGACUUUAAGUUUAUGGAAGACAUUGAGAAAUCUGAGGCACGUACAGGCAUUCCCAGUACACAAUAUACAAAAGAAAUGCCUUUUAUUUUCAAGUUAGAAGAUUACCAGGAUGCUGUUAUCAUUCCACGGUAUCGAAAUUUUGAUCAGCCUCAUCGAUUCUAUGUAGCUGAUGUGUACACUGAUCUUACUCCACUCAGUAAAUUCCCAUCCCCUGAAUAUGAAACUUUUGCUGAGUAUUAUAAAACAAAGUAUAAUCUUGACCUUACAAAUCUCAACCAGCCGCUACUGGAUGUGGACCACACAUCUUCCAGACUUAAUCUUUUGACUCCUCGCCAUUUGAAUCAGAAGGGAAAAGCACUUCCACUAAGCAGUGCUGAGAAGAGAAAAGCAAAAUGGGAAAGUUUGCAGAAUAAGCAGAUACUGGUUCCAGAGCUCUGUGCUAUACAUCCUAUUCCAGCAUCAUUGUGGAGAAAAGCAGUUUGCCUCCCCAGCAUACUGUAUCGCCUGCACUGCCUUUUGACAGCAGAGGAACUAAGAGCUCAAACAGCCACUGAUGCUGGUGUAGGGGUUAAAUCACUUCCUGCAGAUUUCAGAUAUCCUAACUUGGACUUUGGAUGGAAAAAGUCUAUUGACAGCAAAUCCUUCAUCUCUAUUCCUAACUCCUCUUUAGUAGAGAAUGAAAGUUAUUGUAAGCACAGCACAAUUGUAGUCCCUGAAAAUGCUGCACAUCAAGGUGCUAAUAGAGCCUCUUCUGCAGAAAACCAUGACCAAAUGUCUGUGAGUUACAGAACAUUGCUCAAUGAGUCACCCAGUAAACUACAAAUUGAUGUCUCGGCAGAGCUUGCAGCAAUUAAUGGUGUUACUUAUAAUAAAAAUCUUGCCAAUGGCAAUUGUGAUUUAGUUAAUAGAGACUUUUGCCAAGGAAAUCAGCUGAAUUACUGCAGGCAGGAAAUACCUGUACAACCAACUACCUCAUAUCCCAUUCAGAAUUUAUACAACAUUGAGAACCAGCCCGAGCCCAGCAAUGAAUGUACUCUACUGAGUAAUAAAUACCUUGAUGGAAAUGCUAACAGAUCUACCUCAGAUGGAUGCCCCGUAAUGGCAGUGACCACCAGUUCUUCAAAAGCUAUUAAUCUUUCAAAAGACACAGCAGAUUUUGAAAAGAACCCUUCCAAUGGGUACUCAUCAAAAACUCUUGGUCCUAAUCCUGGUCUCAUUCUUCAAGCUUUGACUCUUUCAAAUGCUAGUGAUGGAUUUAAUCUGGAGCGGCUAGAAAUGCUUGGUGAUUCAUUUUUAAAGCAUGCCAUUACUACGUACCUGUUUUGCACUUACCCUGAUGCUCAUGAGGGACGGCUGUCAUAUAUGAGAAGCAAAAAAGUCAGCAACUGUAACUUGUAUCGCCUUGGAAAAAAGAAAGGACUGCCCAGUCGUAUGGUGGUAUCGAUUUUUGAUCCCCCAGUCAAUUGGCUUCCUCCUGGUUACAUAGUAAACCAGGACAAGAGCAACACUGAUAAGUGGGAGAAAGAUGAAAUGACAAAGGAAAACUUGUUGUCUAAUGGUAAAGUUGAUGAUUAUGGUGAUGAUGAAGAGGAUGAAAACCUAAUGUGGAGGUUACCCAAGGAAGAAACAGACUUUGAAGAUGAUUUUCUGGAGUAUGAUCAGGAGCAUAUCAAAUUCAUUGAUAAUAUGUUAAUGGGAUCUGGGGCUUUUGUGAAGAAAAUUUCUCUUUCUCACUUUUCAACCACUGAUUCAAACUAUGAAUGGAAAGCACCCAAAAAGUCAUCCCUGGGUAAUGUUCAGUUUUCAGCAGAUUUUGAUGAUUUUGACUAUAGCUCUUGGGAUGCUAUGUGCUAUCUGGAUCCCAGCAAGGCUGUUGAAGAGGAUGAUUUUGUAGUGGGCUUCUGGAAUCCAUCAGAAGAAAACUGUGGUGUUGAUUCAGGAAAACAGUCUAUCUCAUAUGACUUGCAUACAGAGCAGUGUAUUGCUGACAAAAGCAUUGCAGACUGUGUGGAAGCCCUUUUGGGCUGCUAUCUGACCAGCUGUGGUGAAAGAGCUGCUCAGCUUUUCCUGUGUUCAUUGGGGCUCAAGGUGCUCCCUGUAAUUAAAAAGACUGAUUGGGAGGGCACUUUGUGUGCUACCGGAGAAAAUUGCAACAGUGAGCAGAAGAAUCUUUCCCCAAACUCUGUUUCUGCUUCUGUAGCUAAUUCAGAGCCUUCUCUGUAUAAAGACCUGGAGUAUGGCUGUUUGAAGAUUCCACCAAGGUGUAUGUUUGAUCACCCAGAUGCUGAAAAAACCCUAAAUCACCUUAUUUCUGGUUUUGAAAACUUUGAGAAGAAAAUAAACUACAGUUUUAAGAACAAGGCUUAUCUUCUACAGGCGUUUACUCAUGCCUCAUACCAUUAUAAUACUAUUACUGAUUGUUACCAGCGUUUAGAAUUCCUGGGAGAUGCAAUUUUGGACUACCUCAUAACCAAGCACCUUUAUGAAGACCCAAGGCAACACUCUCCAGGAGUUCUUACUGACCUGCGAUCUGCUUUAGUCAAUAAUACCAUUUUUGCAUCAUUAGCUGUAAAGUAUGACUACCACAAGUACUUCAAAGCUGUCUCUCCUGAACUGUUUCAUGUUAUUGAUGACUUUGUGCAGUUUCAAAUGGAAAAGAAUGAAAUGCAAGGAAUGGAUUCUGAGCUCAGAAGAUCUGAAGAAGAUGAAGAAAAAGAGGAAGACAUCGAAGUACCAAAGGCCAUGGGGGAUAUAUUUGAGUCCCUUGCUGGUGCCAUUUAUAUGGAUAGUGGAAUGUCUUUGGAAAUGGUUUGGCAAGUGUACUAUCCAAUGAUGCGGCCAUUAAUAGAAAAAUUUUCUGCUAAUGUGCCCCGUUCCCCAGUGCGAGAGUUGCUGGAAAUGGAGCCAGAAACAGCCAAAUUUAGUCCUGCAGAAAGAACUUACGAUGGAAAGGUGAGAGUAACAGUGGAAGUUGUAGGAAAGGGAAAGUUUAAAGGUGUCGGCAGAAGCUACAGGAUUGCCAAAUCUGCAGCUGCGAGAAGAGCACUACGAAGCCUCAAAGCAAACCAACCUCAGGUCCCAAACAGCUGAGACUCCUCUUAAAAUACAUAAAAAUGGAGGAAACAAACACAUACAAAUAAAGCAAAUUUUUUAAAAUGUUGAGAGGAACAAAUUGGAAGACAGAAUUCAAAGUUUGUUUGAUAGCAGAAUAGAUAAGAAAACAGUUAACAUGUAUACACUUUUGGAACUAAUUGUAGUUAUAGUUUUUUGCGCAAACACAAUCUUGUCUUCUUUCCUCACUUCUGCUUUGUUUAAUCACAAGAGUGCUUUAAUGAUGACAUUUAGCAAGUGUUCAGAAUAAUUGUUGUCAGGUCUUUUUGGUUUACUUUUAUUGUCAGUACAGCUUUGCUUAGUGUUAGAAGGCCAGGGAGCUUAUGCCUAAUGCAGUUGCUAGAUUUAUAUAUAGUAAUCUUGAAAUUCUUCAAUCUGUGCACUAGUGCCAGUCAUAAAGCAGUUGAUAAACUGUACUGGAUGAUUGGGUAUAAGAAAGAAUAAGUGUGCCAGUAUUCUUCUUUCUUUUUUUUUUCUCCCUCCUCCUCCUUUCUCUCCAUGUCAUCUUUUGACAUUAAGAUGGCAUUCCCAAUCAUUAUUGCACUUAUUUGUUAGGGACAGGUUUUAACUGAAAUGGCUGGCAUACUGGUAGAAUGAAACUUCAAUUUUCUUAUGCCACGCAGUCUCGCAUAAAAAAAGGUUCUUGCCUUAAAAACAAAUAAACCCUCAUUAAUACUCUUUAAUUUCUGAUCUUUUUUGGAACAAACUGUUUUACAUUCCCUUCAUUUUAUUAUGCAUUUUACGAUGAUACAGCUCUAUAUUUACUGUACAACUCAUUACCAUAGCUGUGACUUAUUACCGAAUUAUAAUAGAAAUUGUAUUCAUAUGUAUGUAAUUAGGUUAUUUUUAACAAUUCUGAGGAGGUGGUUAAUCUACAGGUUUUUUUUAUACCAUAAACAAAAUACAGUCUUUGGCUAAAAUUCCAAUUUUUCACAAACCUGCAAGCUCAGUAGUUCCGAUACUGGAAGUAAUUGCACAGUGCAAACUGUCACUCUAACAAAAUAACCUUAGACAUAUCACACCUAAAAUAUGCUGCAGAUUUUAUAGUCAAUUGGUUACGUAUUUAACAAACAGAGCACCUUUACACUUAGAUAUUUCCACGUAAAUUUCUUACUGUACUUUUCAGAGUUGCAUGCAUAUUUCACCUACCAAAGCUGUGCUGUUUAAUAACAUGAAAAGUUGAUGUUUGAGAUAUAACUGCCAUACUUUUGAUACAUCUGUGAUUUAGGUCCUUAAUUUAGUGAAACUAGCUCAUUGGUGUUUUGGUCUACUGGGGGCAGGGGGGAAAUCAUACUUUUAUUUUUUAGGCUUUGCCUAUACUUCUUUAAUUAGAUUUUUUUGGUAGGCACUCUUCACUUAAAUACCUCAGUUCGUUUUUCUUUUCUUUUCUUUUCUUUUAAUUUCUUUUCUUUCUUUUUUUUUGUUUUUGCAUGCGUUGUUUUUUUCUGUUUUGGUGCUAUGUUUAUAUAUUAUGCUUGAAAUUUUAAUUUUUUGCACUGUAACUAUAAUACCUCUUAAUUUACCUUUUAAAAAAAGCUGUGGGUCUCGUAUUCCCACCAAUAUCAGUAGAGGUUUGCUGCAAUUUUGCCCUGUUAAUUGUGCUUGAAGUUGGAGAAAGCAGAGCAAGGUGUUUUAACGUUUUCCAGCACAAUAGUUUGAACUUGAUGCUGUGUCUUAUGUAUUAAAUUACAAAUAAAUACUGUAUUUCCUGCUUUUAAACCUUAUCCCCUCCCUCACAAAUGCACACUAAAACAAAACAAAAACUGUCAGCUCUGGCUUUCUUAACAUAAACAUAAAAUAAAUGCCUUAGUGACAAGGGGUAGACAUUAAGCUUUUCUGAAACGCAUUUUUCCAAAGUUCAUGUGCUUUUUUUUAUCUCAGUCAUUUUUCUUCCUACAAAUAGGACAUUCUUGUAUUUGAAAGCAGUAUUGUUAGUAGUCAGACCAAGAAGUAAAAUACUAGCUAUCAUUUAGUUGGUACAUCAGUCAUGGAAACAAGAGACAAGUACUAGACCUGCAAUUCUCAAUGUGUAUAAAACAAAUGCAAAUGAGAUGGAACAGUAAAAACAUGCAGUCAGAUUUUUCAAAGUAAAUUGCUUUUGAUUUAGGUGUUCUGGUUUUGUUUUGUUUGAAAAGAAAAACAUCACCAAUUUCAAGGUUUCUUCUUGGUAAGAGUGAAGUUUCUUAGAGAAAAUACAAAAUUCCUAAUGUAAACAAUUCUGUAUUUCUGUCCAGACUUCAGUCAGCAGAUAAAAUCAGACCAUCUACGAAGUCUUAAAUAGUUUUAGCUGCAUUGCGAAAAACUAGAAUUUAAGUUAAUCUUUGAACACCCAAAAUUUCUUGCUGAUUGUUACAAGGUUAUGGAUUCUCAGGGUUUUCAGGCAGCUGUUAGCAGAAAAGGCUUAGGAGUGUUUUGAUGCAAAGAAAAUUACCUGAACUUGCUGUGUGUUUCAGAAUAGUUUAAUGAUCACCUUGUUACUAGAUAAAGCCUAUGAAUUGAGAAAUCUGAAAUGGGUAGUGGCUGACUAUAAAGUAGUUUCUGCUGCUGAUGCAUUUUAAAAUGUGUUUUAAAUGCCGUAAUUUUUUCCAGUGUGACCUCAUCGAAAUAUUUUUAUCCUUUGAGAUAGAAAAUUCAUAUUAGUUUCCAUGUUGUACAUCUGUAUGUUUUACCCUACAGUUGAUACGAUUUUGAUAUUGGACAGUGUAUGCUAUUAAGACCUAAAUCUGAUUAUUUGAAGGUUGGGAUAGAAGUCACUUGACAUGCUAUAAGCACAAGUGUAAGUGGACUGUUGCAACCCAUCUUCAAAAGCAACCACACAAGCUCAUCACAAACAGUGUGGGGGUUAUUUGGCAUGAACCUGUUUUUUUUUUUAAUCUAAUUCCUGUUAUACUGUACUUUAAACAGUCCUCCUAACUAUGCUGCGUUUUUAUUUUAAAGGCUUUUUGUUUUGCGCUGUUCUGUUCAUGUAGCACAAAUAAGCAUUGCACUUGGUACCAUGCUUUACCUCAUUUCAAGGAAAAAAUGCGUAACAGAGAGGAAAAAUGUGGUUUGGCCUUGCUGCUGUUCUGAUUUACUGAAUUUGAGAAAAGAUAAUUAUAAUGCCUGCAAUGUGUCAUUUUACUUGCACAACUUAAAUAGGUCAUUUGUAAUGUCUGUGGCAUUUUUACUGUACAUGGAAAAAUACAACAAAGCUGUGUAACAACUCUUGAUUGUAUUUUAAAUGUGUUUUUUUUUCUACUAUAUCAUUUUGCUGUUAUGUGAAGUAAUUAAAAUUAGAAUGACCUCUGACACUCCAGUAAUUAUCUCUGAGCGAACCAACAUAUGUGUGUGAUGUAGUUUUUUGCAAGAAGACGGUCCCUAGUAAUUUUGUCAACCUCAACUAAAUCUCUGCUCGGUCUGAAUCUUGAGUUUCCAGUAGUGACUUCUGAAGUGUUUGUUCAGCUUGAUGCUACUGAAGUCCAUACAGGAAAAGAAGCCUACUAUUUUUAAGGCUCACUAUGCAAUCCCAUGUUGUGACUGCAGAGUACAGAACUUGGACAAGAACCAAUUUCCAUGCUGGGGAGAAGUAUAGGGGUUGCCCAGAGGUGAUGUGCUAGAUCAUAAGCUAGUGCAGAUUUAUGUGGUAUCAUUUUAGUCAACAGAACUGCAUUCUUUUACAUCCCCGAAUCUUGUGCUCAUAUCUGUGUUGCAGAGUUUGGGGCUUCCUCUUUAUAAGCAAAUACAAAACCAUAAACUGGAAAAUGGAGGUUUUAUGUUACUGCAUAUGGCAUAACUGCUACAUGCAUUUAUCUGCAUGAAGAGUGAAAAUUUUGUAUCACAGUCACAGCAGCACAUGUAAUCCCCAAAUGACAAAUAGCACCGUUGUCUGCUGUGAUACUACACUUGUCUGACAGUAUUCUGGGGUUUGUAUGGUUUGGGUCAGGUUCCCAACAAAAAUGUUCUCGUGGAAAUCUCUGUAUUUAUUACAUGAGUGAAGCGAGAAUGAUUUUGAUUUUUGGUACUUUAUUACUGACAUUGAUCUUUUCCAUUUGCUCUAAUUUGCAAGGAGCUAUUUUCUUUACUUUCAUAUUAGGUUUAAAACACUACAGUUGAUGACCAUGGAAUAUAACAAUCAAUUGUAACUCAAAUCUGAAUUACGUUAGCAAAUAUCUAGAGGUCAUUGUAGUAUACUCCACUGGCAGUUAAAAUUCUGUCAAAUUUAACUACAUUUCUGAAAUAAUUUUUUUUCCAAUUAAUUCCUUGGGAUUUUACCUUGUUUUAUUUCAAUGGCAACCACAGACAACUUUGAUUGCUUUGUAGAUGCACUCAGAAUUUACUGCAGCAGCAAGUUGGAGAGAAAAAUGUUUGUGAACAUGAAUUGGAAAUUGCAGGCAUUUUUGUUGUAAAUAGUUUGACUGAAAAGAUGGGUUAAAAUCAAUUCGAAUGAAUAACGUAUAAUUUGAUGGACAAUAAAAUAUUUACCAUCACAUGCUGCAGCUGUCUUUAAGGGACAUAAAAUGUAAUUCAUUCAUACUGUAAUCAUGCUGCAGAAGUUUGCAAUCUGCACCUUAUGGAUCACAAUUACCUUUUAAUAGUUUUUUGUAAUAAUUGUAGCUGAGUAUAUCUCCAAUAAAGUUAUGGUCUGUUCACCUUG
This is a messenger RNA of Pogoniulus pusillus (Red-fronted tinkerbird), 10423 nucleotides long. RefSeq names its product dicer 1, ribonuclease III (gene DICER1). Gene Ontology annotation, cellular component: cytoplasm; nucleus; RISC complex. Gene Ontology annotation, biological process: pre-miRNA processing; siRNA processing; apoptotic DNA fragmentation. NCBI's taxonomy places the organism in Eukaryota, Metazoa, Chordata, Aves, Piciformes, Lybiidae. Gene Ontology annotation, molecular function: ribonuclease III activity; RNA binding; protein binding. The record is from RefSeq and is a predicted model, not a curated record.